CUCCACUGACUGCAACCCUGGCCUGAGUAUAGAUUUCUUUAUUUGCAAUACUUUCUUAUUCCACAAUGUCGGAGACUAUGAAACUCGCAGAAUACCUGUUCACACGCUUAGGUCAAUUAGGCGCUGGCGCCGUGCAUGGAGUGCCUGGUGACUUCAAUCUCGACUUGCUCGAUUAUGUCGAGCCUUCCGGUCUUCUCUGGGUUGGCAAUGCAAACGAACUGAACGCAGGAUAUGCCGCAGACGGCUACAGCAGGAUCCGAGGUAUCGGCGCGUUGGUGACGACCUUCGGAGUGGGCGAGCUAUCCGCCAUCAACGCCAUCGCAGGUGCUUAUGCUGAGCGCGCACCUGUUGUGCACAUUGUCGGGACGCCGAACCGAGCGACGCAGGACGGCAGAGUAACUGUCCAUCACACUUUCAAUGAUGGCAACUUUCGACGAUUCGGCCAGAUGCACGCGCAUGUCACCGUUGCUCAGACUAGUCUGAGGGAUCCCCUCACCGCGCCCCAGGAGAUCGAUCGCGUCCUGCAACAAUGUCUGAUACAUAGCCGACCUGUGUAUAUCGAAGUUCCUGUUGAUCUAGUCGGUGCACCUGUUCGAGCAGCAGGCCUCAAGACUCCAGUCGAACUUCCCGAGCCCAUCGAGACUUUGGCAGUGAGCGAAGCCAUUGAACAAGUACUCGCGAAGUUAUACGCAGCCAAGCGACCCAUCAUUCUGUUCGAUGGUGAAUGCAGAGCGCUCAACAUCUCUAAGGAUGUUCGGUCGAUUGCCGAAACUACCAAAGUGCCUACAUGGACAACAGCCUACGGUCGAGGAUUGAUUGACGAGAGCCUGCCCAAUUUCCAAGGGAUAUACAAGGGCGCCUUCGACUCAGAAUCGAUUCAGAGCUUUUUCAACGGAGCAGAUCUGGUCUUGGUCUUCGGCCCUCAUUUUAGCACGACAAAUUCCUAUGCUCUGUCUGCAAAGCCUCGACCGGAGAUUAGCAUCGUUUUCUCAGACACAGAGAUUGUCAUCGAUGGCAAAGUUCUACGCGACAUACCUGCUCGAUUAGCUACUUCCCAGUUCCUAUCUCAACUCGACGCAUCCAAGAUCGCACAAUACUCAGCAUCCGACGUGCAAAGUCUCACAUGGAAUACACAGCAGCUGAAAUCGUUCUCUGAUAUCGCAAAAGAUGAGGUCAUCUCCCACUCCAGCCUCUGGGACUUCUUCGCCCCCUUCAUCCGGUCUGGAGAUAUCGUCAUGGGCGAGACCGGCACGGCCGGCUAUGGCGUCCGCGAGAUGCGCACUCCACCCAAUGUCCGCAUCUUCGUGCCCGUGACCUGGCUCUCAAUCGGAUAUAUGCUUCCUGCUGCUCAAGGCGCCGCGCUGGCCCGGAGACAGAUGCUGGCGCAGCAGAAUGGUACUGCGAAUGGCGAGGAGAAGAGUGGCCGUACGAUACUUUUCAUUGGAGACGGUAGCUUGCAGAUGACGGUACAGGAAAUCUCGACUAUGAUUAAGCACAACCUCGACAUCAUCAUCGUGGUGCUGAACAAUGAUGGAUACACGAUUGAGAGGGCUAUUCACGGACUCAAGGAGUCGUACAACGACGUUGCGCCGUGGAACUAUUUAGGUGCGCCGGGAUUCUUUGGCGCAAAGGCUGGCGCGUUCACUGCACAGGCGAGGACGUGGGGUGAGCUUGAGAAGGUGUUGGCGAGUAAGGAACUGUCAGAUGGGACGGGGUUGAGGAUGGUGGAAUUGAUCAUGGAUCGUGAGGACGUGCCUAAAGGACCGCUGGCGGCGUUGAUGGGCAGGGAAAAGAAGCGCACGCAAGGGUUAGAACCGAAGCGUAUGGUGAUCCCAUAGUUCGUGAACCGGAGUCUGUAUUAUCGAGUAGAAUAUACAAACUGCAGAAGGUUUCAGUGGGCGGCCGGAAUCUGCCAUAGAUACACUCAGUAGUACUCUACAAAAGAAUCAUUCUUAAAGCAGUAUGCAAGUAGCAAUAUUAG
Messenger RNA from Aaosphaeria arxii CBS 175.79, 1981 nucleotides. RefSeq names its product pyruvate decarboxylase. The record is from RefSeq and is a predicted model, not a curated record. Bases 66 to 1838 code for a protein of 590 amino acids. The transcript is spliced from 2 exons. Lineage: Eukaryota; Fungi; Ascomycota; Dothideomycetes; Pleosporales. Gene Ontology annotation, molecular function: thiamine pyrophosphate binding; carboxy-lyase activity; magnesium ion binding.